Anoplopoma fimbria (sablefish) is the source of this 6373-nucleotide messenger RNA. It is a transcript of the gene mecp2, whose product is annotated as methyl CpG binding protein 2. Gene Ontology annotation, cellular component: heterochromatin; nucleus. Gene Ontology annotation, biological process: negative regulation of transcription by RNA polymerase II. The record is from RefSeq and is a predicted model, not a curated record. Gene Ontology annotation, molecular function: double-stranded methylated DNA binding; chromatin binding; methyl-CpG binding. Lineage: Eukaryota; Metazoa; Chordata; Actinopteri; Perciformes; Anoplopomatidae.
CUUUACGCAGCUCAGAGCGGGUCCCUGAACGUCUCAGUGUGACGGGAGUUCACAUCUCGCGAGACUACGCCGCCCCUGCGACCGCGCUGUUGGGUGUUGUUGACCUCAUCUUGGUGCAGAUCUCGCGAUGUUUGGCGGCUGACGGCGCUGGGCUGUGUUCGGAGGGGGCGGGGUGCAGCAGGAGGGAGCAGAGAUGUUUGGAGGCUUUUUAAUAUAAAAUUAUUUAUUUAAAUAAAAAUGGCCGCCGUGGAGAGCGGAGAGGAGAGACUGGAGGAGGGUGAGGAGGGACCUGUCGAACCCCAGCCGCCCUCCAGAGAGAGAGACAGGUCCCACAGUAAGUCCAAGAAGGCCCGCAGGGAGCGUCGCCAUGCCGACCGGGGGGCGGAUACCACAGCUGUGCCUCAGUCACAGACGGGGGCGGAGCCACAGACCCAGGCGUCAGAGCCGGUGGCGGGGCCCUCAGAGCCGGGGUCCGAGUCGGCGGCGGUUAGUGAGUCUGCAGGUUCUCCCAGGCAGCGGCGCUCCGUCAUACGGGACCGCGGGCCGCUGUACGACGACCCGUCACUGCCUGAAGGCUGGACCCGCAAACUCAAACAGAGGAAGUCCGGACGCUCAGCGGGGAAGUUUGACGUCUACCUGAUCAACUCAGAGGGAAAAGCGUUUCGUUCCAAGGUCGAGCUUAUCGCUUACUUCCAGAAGGUCGGUGACACGACAACCGACCCCAACGAUUUUGAUUUCACUGUCACCGGACGUGGAAGCCCCUCUCGCCGCGAGAAGCGUCCCCCCAAGAAAGCCAAGGUGGUGAAACCAUCGGGACGAGGCCGGGGAGGCCCAAAAGGCAGUGGGAAGAUGCGGCAGGCUACGGAGGGCGUGGCCAUGAAACGUGUGGUUGAGAAAACUCCGGGCAAACUGCUGGUCAAGAUGCCCUUCAGCAAGGCAGAGUCCUCGACUGGCCCCACCUCCACUGCCUCAAAGAUGGUAUCUCCUGCUCCAGUGCCCAAGUCUCGUCCAGGCAGGAAGAGGAAAUCGGAACAGGAACUUCCGGCUCCACCACAGACCACCCCCAAGAAACGGGGCAGGAAACCAGCCUCAGCCUCAGCAGAAUCAUCGGUUGCCAUGGCAUCCACCUCCACGGCAUCCACCUCCACGGCAUCAACCUCAACCGCUGGGAGCUACGCUGCCGCUGCCAUGUUGGCUGCAGAGGCCAAACGGAGAGCAGCCAAGGAGUCUUCCACCAAACUCUUCGUCCAGGAAACAGCCCUGCCAAUCAAGAAACGUAAAACGAGAGAGACAGUGGAGGAGAUGGAAAGGGUUCAGCCUCCCGCCACUACAACAGCUGAGACUGAGAGAAGGGUCACUGAUGAGGGGGAGGCAGAUAAAGGGGAGGGAGCUCCCACCCCAGAACCUCAGCCCGCCCCCUCUGAGCAGAGCCAAUCACAAUCACAGAAGCAGCCCACUGCUUCGGAUGAAAGCCAACCACACGGACACAAGGCGCAUAAAGGGAGGAAGCACAAGGAGAAAACGGGAGUAGCAGCAGGAGAAGGAAGGAGCAGAGGAGAGGAAGUAGAAGAGGACGUCAGUGAUAAGGGAGGAGGAGGAAGAAGUAGCAGCAGCAGCAGUAGCAUCAGCCCAUCAAAAAGCCACAAAAGGAAGGACCGGCCACCUCACAAACACCACCAUCACCACCACCACCAUCAUCAUCAUCAUCGCCACCAACAUUCCUCUGCCUCCACAUUGGAUCAGCCUCCUCCUCAUCCUCCAGACUCCGGACCUCCAGAACCCUCGAGCCAGUCCAGGCCUGAUGCCAAGCCCCAGACUGUUUCUCAACUAACCACCCAACAAUUGCAGAAGACCCAGCAAGCUCCCCCCAGACCACAAUCCAAGUCAACCCCUCAGACCCCGCCUGAACCUCCGCAUCCCCCCUCAACCACGGCACCAACCCCAACCCCGUUCCCAGCAGCAUCCCCAGACUCCCAGUCAGCCCCAAGCCCAGCCUCGGUACCCAGCACCACAGCCCUCUCUUACUCGGCAUGUCUUGCCCCAGCCAAGGACCCAACAACAACCCCCACCCCAAACCCAGAGUCAGACCCAGGCCUCCCCUCAGAAAGCCCAGCCUGUCCACUUGCCUGCCCAGCAUCACACCCAGCUUCAGGCCCAGCAUGCUCCACCUCAGUCACACCCUCCUCAGUCCCCAUCCAGCCUGCACAUUCACCCGCCCCAAACAAGGCAUCCACAAGCCCAGUCCCCCACAGUACUCCAACCUCAGCCCCAGCCCCGGCAGUCAGUGCAGCCUCAACUCCACGCCCAGUCCAGGACCCCAGCCCUACUUCAGAAUCAACUGCAGCUCAGAUCCCCUCCCCAAAUGCAGACUCAAGCCCAGCCCUCGACCCCAGCACAACCUGCGCCACAAACCCAGUCCAGGUCCCCAGCCCAAACUCAGCAUCAACACCACUCCAGGACCCAACCUUAACGCAGCAUCAACUCCACUCCAGGACCCCGGCCCAAACUCAGCAUCAACCCCAGUCCAGGACCUCAGCCCAAACUCAGCAUGAAAACCAGUCCAGGACCCCAGCCCAACCUCAUCAUCACCAACAGUCCAGAUCCGCAGCUCAUACUCCACCUCAACCCCAGUCCCGGACCCCGGCCCAAACUCAACCUCUGCAACCCAGGCAUCCAGUGCAGCCCCAACCACAGACUCAAUACAGACCACAACCCAGACAGUCUCUCUCCCAGCCUAGGCCACCCCAGUCCCAAGCACAACCACAUGUUCAGCGGAUUCAAACACAGCCACGCCCCCAGACCCACCCUCAGCUCACCAGGCCCCAUGUUCAGCCCCUCUCAUCCCACCGACCCAGGACCAACCUGGGCGCGACUCAACAGAACCAGAGCGAACAGCCCCAAGAUCUGAGCACCACGCGGGCCGGCCGAGGAAGCCUGCUGCAGAGCCGGGAGGUCGUCGUGGAGGGCCUCAGGGCGGAGGGGAGAGGGGAGUCGGCCGUGACAUCAGACAGCAGAGAGGUUUUAGGAGUAGAAAGGGGGUCCAACAGCACCUUGAGGCCUCCCAGCUCCACGCCCUCCGGACCUCCAGGAGCAGCCGGGGUCGGUCUGGUUCCUGGGACGGAUGGUAGGGAGCUCAGAGACAUCGUCCCCCAGUCCGCCGUCCCCUGUCCCAGCCGAGAGGAGACCGUAGAGUCACGGACUGCCGUCAGCGAAAGAGUCAGCUGAUCGGUCGGCUGAUGAACUGACUGAUUGGUAGACUGACGGGUCAGCACCGAGUAGAAGAGGAGCGUGACUGUUCAUGGAGGUGGAAUGAUUUUACACUGUUUUCAGAUGGAAGGAUAACUCACAGAGCUGGAGGACUGAAGCAGCUUCUACUCCGUCUGGUGGAGUCUGGAGACUCUGAGGACAGCGUGAGAGGAGGACGGUGUCUUUUUCUAGGAAAACAAAGAGGAAAAACGAUAAAAAAGUGUGUGUAUAUAAUCAAAAGGCAGCUGUUGUGUCCCGCUAGUCUCCGAGGGGAGGGGGGAGUAGUUUGGAACUAAAAACGCUUAACAACACAUUACUCUGAACGAAACGUUGCUUCCGGAAUAUAACCCCUUUUUGUUUUUAGUUUAUUCCGUAUUUUGAUAGUUUAUUGUUUCGUCUCUGUUAAACAGCUUUAAACUCUGAUAUUAUUGACUGACUCAUCGCCGUGCUGCUGACUGACGGUCCUUUAGUUUAAGUCCAGUUCUCACUGACGGUCUCUCACCAACGCUGGGUUCACACCGGACCUGGAACCCCACGACUUACAGGAGCGCUGCUUAUGGGCGCCAAUGUAAACCAAUCUGAUUUUCAGACUGACGGACAGACGGACACACUAAAACAGACACACUGUUUUAGUGUGUCCGUGACUCGUCUUCGUGUCUCGGUGUUUCUGUCCCGUGUGAACCCGCUGAGAGACUCGUCCUCCUGACAGAAACUAGUCCUGGAGCCUCAGAGGUGAUGUGGGGCGGUGGUUUAGACCUUAAACUGGUUUCUUACAGACCUCCUGUGUCUUUUGGUCCCCAUGAAGCAGUGGACAGAGACGGAGGUCUGUAACGUUUCCAUCCUCUUCCAGACUGAGCCGAGUCCUCUCAUCCAUCACCUCACUCUGAAGUCUUUGAAUCUGUUUCAGACGCAGCCAGUUGUUCUUCCAGUUAGAGAUUCUUCCAUUCUGGUCUUCAUUGAAUCUGUUUCUGUUUCCAAAGGAAGCACCUUUACUGUCAAACCAAACCCUGUUCUACAGGAGCUUUAUUUCAGUCUGUAGAGGUCCAGAGGCAGACGGAUUCAUUUUUAUUGUCCUUGUGUUGAAUGUCUGGAACAGUUUGCACUCCUCCAGUUUGUACAAUCAACCGCCUGCAUGUCGCUCAGACCCUGCAGGCCUUCGACCGCUCGUACGCAGAGGACCACCUCCCGGGUUCAGGAGGGGACGUAAAACCCUGAACGAGGUCCGGUUCAGGUUCAGGUGGACUCGCAACACAAAACCAUCCAGAAACCAGAAAACCAGUUCAGAGACGUGAGGUCCUUAGAGCUCUAUAUGAAAUACACAUGGUUGGGUUGGUGAACGUGAGAUCAUGAGCAGGUGUCACCGGAGAACAAACGAGGCAUUCAGGUUCAACUAAAAGGAGUCAGAUAUUUAAAGUCCCAGUGAAAGAGAACUUAGUGUUCAUGUUCUGUGCCGUGAAACUGAAUAUGUGAGAGGUGAACAGGUACAAGAGGCUUUAAAUCAAAUCUUUCUCAUUGAUUGGACUGCUGAGAAGGGGGCGGGCUUUUAGCGGCCUAAAGAGGCUAAGUCCUGCCCCUUCCAAAGGGACCUGAUUUAGGAAAAAUGACGUACGGUAGUCAAUGUUUAAAUUGUGCCAUGAAUUACACAGAUUAUGUUUUUACAUUUAGAAGUUCAAAGUUAGUCUUAGACUAAUUAAGUUUAAUGUUAAAUGAACAGUGAACAUCCUAUAGCUUAGUUAGCUUAGCUAGCUAACUUAGCUAACUAAGCUUUGUUCCAAAUGUAACGUUAUCUUACUGAUGAGUUUUAUCAGGAAGAGAAAAAACAUGUUGGUAUCAAACACACUGAAGGCGUGUCCUCUUAAUGACGUAUGUUCAGUUUUAAUUAAUGUACAAACAUCAGGUGUUUAGUUCACGGCCCAAUUCCAACGGGACCAAACCAACUAUAUGUCUCUACAUGUUGACUUCUGGACAUAUUCAUUCCCCUGGUGGUUGACAGGAAGGGGCGGGGCUUCAGCUCUCUGGACUGUUGUCUCCACACACAUAGUGGGAUCAGGAGGAGGACGAGGGACAGACGAGUUAAAGAGCGAGACGUCGUCCACGUAGUUUUGUCCUCUGACGUCCAAACACUCGUCUCUACCUGUCCCUCCAUGUUGUUCUGUUAGCUGCUAACCUUUUAUAGCUCGUCUUAAAUCUGAACACCUAUUUUUCAUUCACUGGGUCUUUAGAGGGUUUCUGAGAUUCAGACCAGUUGAAGCUGAAAGUCAGAUAGUUAAUGAGACGUGUUAUAAGAUGUGGACGCCAGAGCUUCGGGCUCUGCUUCCUGGUUCCACUGCACAUGCUCAGUAGAGCCCCCCCCCCCCCGCUGACACGUCUAUGCAAACUGGUUUCCUGGUUUUCUGAACUUCAGAUCAGUAGAAAUGAUGUCUUCUCACCCAGUGUGACCUCAAAGUGAACAUGAACCAGGUCCAGGUCCAGGAUCCAGAGAGACUACAGAGUCCACAUCCGGAGCCUGCAGCACUUUAACAAAGACGUGGACCAGAAACCAUCCAAUCAGUGAAUGUUGAUAAAUGUGCCUCGUCCUCUCACCUGGAGACAGGUGAUGUGGUCCGUAUCCCCCCCCUGCGUACUCGUCCCGGUCCAUCCGGUCAGCAUGCUGUCUGUCACACAGCUGCAUAAAUCCAACGCCCCUCUGCGCCCCACCCACCGGACCGGCAGCCUCCAGUAACCAGCCGCCAUCUUGCAUGUCUCAGAGUUUAGUGCCUAUAAUAUUGUGCGUCUUGCCAGAAGCCACCAUGUGGGCGGAGCCAUGUUGUGUUCUAGACGUAGCGUGCCGUGUGGUGACUUCAUAGCUGCUGAUGUUGAGGAUCAAUAUUCUGCUUUUACUCCGGUCCGAUCCGUGAAUCUUCAAAUACACUGUCGCUGUAGACAAAACUAGUUUUUACCUGUUUUCUUAUUUUUCUUUCUAACUAAAAGCGUUUGUGUCCCCGACUCGUGUUCGCCUGGUCCUUCUGUCUGCACCUCACUGAACCAGUACUUCUACUGGUACUUCUACUGGUACAACCUCAGAGUACUUCUACUGGUACUUCUACUGGUACAACCUCAGAGUACUUCUACUGGUACUUCUACUGGU